ACAAUCUUUCCAUAGAUUGAGAGAGACUCGAAAGUCUUACCAUAUUCCUCUCCGUUUCCACAUGUAGAAAGACGAAAAAAAUAAAAAUCGAUCGUUGCAUAAAUCAUGCUUGUGCAAAGAGCAAAAGAAGAGUGACACGCACAUGAGACGUACAGAAUCCUACACUACAUAGAUUGAGGACACGACUCAAAGUCACUGCGACUCCUCAGUCGUCUUCCCUUUUUUCACAUCUCUUCCUAGUCCCUAGCCUCCCUCCACCCCUUGAAAAAAAGAAGAAGAAGAAGCUCUUCAGGGGAGUUGGGAUUUAGAGGGAAAGAUGACCAUGGACAAAAGACAGCAGCAUCAAUAUUAUGGAGCACCUCCAAAACCUACCAGAUUUGCAAAGCAUUGGUGUCUUCUCCUGAUCUCUAUCUUCCUCUUUUUGAAUACAAGAACUCUUGCUUUUGAUUAUGGUGAUGCCUUAAGAAAGAGCCUUCUUUACUUCGAGUCACAACGUUCCGGUCGCUUACCCUACAACCAACGAGUCACUUGGCGUCACCAUUCCGGUCUCACCGAUGGCUUAGAACAAGGAGUAGACUUGGUUGGAGGAUAUUAUGAUGCAGGCGACCACGUAAAAUUUGGACUGCCAAUGGCGUUCACUGUGACCAUGCUUUCAUGGAAUGUAAUAGAAUUUCAACAUCAGAUUGCCGUUGCCGGAGAAUUAGAACACGCAUUAGAAGCAAUUAAAUGGGGCACUGAUUAUUUCAUCAAGGCACAUACUAGCCCGAAUGUGCUAUGGGCAGAGGUGGGUGAUGGUGACACCGACCACUAUUGCUGGCAACGGCCAGAGGACAUGACCACAUCACGGCAAGCUUACAAGAUCGACGAGAAUAAUCCCGGGUCAGAUCUUGCUGGAGAAACUACGGCGGCAAUGGCUGCAGCAUCAAUAGUGUUCAAGGGAACAAACCCGCAUUACUCUCACCUACUCUUGCACCAUGCCCAACAGUUGUUUGAGUUUGGAGACAAGUAUAGAGGUAAAUACGAUGAAAGUGUGGGGGUGGUGAAAAGCUACUAUGCGUCGGUGAGUGGAUACGAAGACGAAUUGCUGUGGGGAGCUAUGUGGUUGUACAAGGCCACCGGCGAUGACAAGUAUUUGGAGUACGUCAUCGGCAAUGCUCAUUGUUUUGGUGGGAUUGGCUGGGCCAUGACAGAGUUCAGUUGGGAUGUCAAGUAUGCUGGCCUUCAAAUCAUGGCUUCCAAGUUGCUCGUGGAGGAAAAACGCAAGGGGCACAGGGACACGUUGGAACAAUACCGAUCGAAAGCCGAGUACUACAUUUGCUCAUGCCUUGGCAAGAAUAACGGUGGCAACGUGAAUCGUACUCCGGGUGGUCUAUUGCACAUCCGGCAAUGGAACAACAUGCAAUAUGUAUCAACUGCAGCCUUCCUUCUCACUAUAUACUCCGAUAUCCUUCGAAACUCGACUCAAAAGCUCAAGUGCCAUGGAUGGUCUGUGGAUUACCAAGAGAUACUCCAUUUUGCUAAAUCUCAAGUUGAUUACAUCCUAGGUUCUAACCCAAUGAACAUGAGUUAUUUAGUGGGUUAUGGCCCUAAAUACCCCACAAGAGUGCACCAUAGAGGGGCCUCAAUGGUGCCAUACAGAGAGAGCAUGGGGUUCAUUGGGUGCACCCAAGGGUUCGACCUCUGGUAUGGUCGGGAAGAGCCCAACCCUAAUGUUGUAGUCGGGGCAGUGGUUGGAGGACCUGAUUGUCAAGAUAAUUUCAUGGACCAGAGAGGAAAUUACAUGCAGACUGAGGCCUGCACGUAUAAUGCAGCACCACUAGUUGGAGUUUUUGCCAAGUUGUUGCAAAUGGAAGACCAAAAGAGCGAUGAUAAUCAUAAUCAGCCUUCGGCAGCUUCUUCUUAGGAAUAAAAAUAGCAUAUCCUAUCGGAUUUUCUACAGACUGCUUUCUUGGUGGCUGGACUAAGGUGGUUCAAGCCUUACUAGUGCUUCUACCUUUUGUUGUUUAAAUUCCAGUGAGCAGAAGAUAGAAUUAAUUAAAAAAAUUC
Populus nigra (black poplar) is the source of this 2046-nucleotide messenger RNA. Its product is annotated as endoglucanase 11-like. Gene Ontology annotation, molecular function: hydrolase activity, hydrolyzing O-glycosyl compounds. The coding region runs from base 317 to 1903 and encodes 528 amino acids. NCBI's taxonomy places the organism in Eukaryota, Viridiplantae, Streptophyta, Magnoliopsida, Malpighiales, Salicaceae. Gene Ontology annotation, biological process: carbohydrate metabolic process. The transcript has 5 exons. The record is from RefSeq and is a predicted model, not a curated record.